UGCAUUGGUCUAGAAUUUUAUUUCUCAGAACAUGCUGGAAGCCACCCGCGUUGAAAACAUCACACAUAAUUAAAAAGUCCGCUAAGAUUGUGCAAGUAUCUACCAUAAUCUUCUCUGUUUGUGAUGUGAGGAUGAUGAUGUGCGACCGGGCGGUUCUGACGGUUCGACUGGUUCGGUCUUUUGAGCACCGAAACUUUAAACCGGUGGUUUUUAAAGACGUGAAUUUAGAUCAGACAGUGGACGAGUUUAUUUCAUUUGUUAAGCAAGAUGUUUCAGUACGAGCUGGUUUGCCUCCACCUUUUAAGAAGUUUGACUAUGAUACACUUAAAAUUAUACACCAAGCACACGGAGCAAAGACCAAUGAGCUUGUAAUGAGUCUGGAGGAUGAUGAGAAGCUGAUUCUGCGCGAGGGCUGCAGGUUACGAGCAUGUGGUGUUGCUAAUGAGACCGAACUUGCCUUCUUUAAAAUGACGGACUAUAUAAAGUUCAAGGCGGAUCCGCAUUCAGAAUGGUGACGAGAGACUCUUCUUUAAACAGGACUGAUGCAUUUAUUUUAAUCCAUAGUGUUAUUUUUUAUAUUACAGCAUGACCAUUCAUUCAUUUCCUUUGACCACUUCUGAGAGGGAAUGUUUUUAUGUU
Messenger RNA from Danio aesculapii, 639 nucleotides. It is a transcript of the gene c9h2orf76, whose product is annotated as chromosome 9 C2orf76 homolog. The coding region runs from base 132 to 515 and encodes 127 amino acids. The record is from RefSeq and is a predicted model, not a curated record. Lineage: Eukaryota; Metazoa; Chordata; Actinopteri; Cypriniformes; Danionidae. The transcript is spliced from 5 exons.